Molecule: messenger RNA, 394 nt
Organism: Racocetra persica
Lineage: Eukaryota; Fungi; Glomeromycota; Glomeromycetes; Diversisporales; Gigasporaceae
Source: the annotation of a GenBank genome assembly
AAAGCGGAAUAGUAAUAAUAAUCCACUUUUAAAUAUUCGCAAACCUAAAUCUAAAUCACAUCAGAAUUCCAAUAUUGCUAAAUCAGAAGCAGAUGUAGGUCAACAUUCAUUGAAAGCCUCUUUUUCAGACCAUGAAGAUGAUUUUCAAGAAGACGAUGAUCAAGAAGAUGCUUUUUCUGACCUGCAAGAUUUCGAUAAGUCUGAUAGUAACGUCUCUUCUAAUUACUCGGAUCAGCAAGAUUUUGAUGAGUUUAGUAGUAUAUUUGAAGAAGAGGAGUUUUCAGAUAAAAUUAAAGCUGCAGACUUUAUAUUUGAAAAAUCAACAAGUCAAAAUCUUGAAAAUACAUUUAACCCAUAUUUUGCGAAUUUUACUGAGAUGUCUUUGUUUACUUGG